AUGUCUCAGAAACUUCACGCACUACUAAAUACUGCCAUAAUACUUUCAGAGCAAUUCCAAACAACCCUCGACACAACCCCACCAACAACAUCCGAAGAUGCUCCCACCAUCACUACAACUGAGGGGCCAGCAGACCCCACAAAAUCCCUCCGAGCACAAGUCACAAAACUAUCUUUACUCGCGAUCACAUCCCCAUUUACACCAUCGGCGAUAUCGACGUGUCUGGUCUCUGUGAAUGAUUCGGUGAUGCCUUCGAUGGUUACGGCGGCAUUGCUGUUGACGCCUGGAGAAUACACGAAGGCAUUCUCCACCGAGGCGAGGAUACUUGUCAAGACGGGAUUAAAAGAAUUUGCGGCUUUGGUUCGGGAGAUUACUGAUGUCGCGAACAAAUUUGACACAAAUAAUGAGGAGAAAAAGGAAUUAUCAAAAUCGGAAAAGGAUGUGAUUACAUCCCAGACUGGACGGGUAUGGGAUGUUUGUGAUUCGAUUUCGACGCUUGUUGUGAAUGGCGUUGUGGGCCACGUGGCCAAGAGAGUUCAGGAAUGGCAUGAUCUCGUCAAAGACGCCAUCGAUGAAUUGGAGGAAUGGGAUCCGGAGGAUGAGGAUGGCGGGUUUGAGGAGCUGAUGGGUAGUGAUGACGACGACGAAUCGACCACAAAGAUCGGCGAAGAUGAAGAUGGAGAUCAAGAUGAGGGAAUGGAAGCCCUGCGCAACCAGAAAAAAUCCCUCCUUCGCGCACUCAAACCCAUUUCCCAGAUUUAUCCAGCUAUAAUCACGCAUCGACUCAAAAAGGGUGGGUUGACAACAAGCGACAAGACACAAAUCGGGAAACUGGAGACUCUCACGUCCAAUCUGCAAAGCGUACCGGAUCAUGUGGACGAGGCUGCUGGAUCGUUGUAUGAGCACAAUCUAGAUGAUUGUAUCAGAUUUCUGGGGCUGGCGAAGGUCACUGCUGACAAAGCGAUUGAGUUGGUUGUUACUCCGUGGAGUACAUCCGAAGAGGAUAAAUUUACGGUCUGGUCGAAGACGUGGAGGAAAGUUAUGGGUGAUGUGAUUAGUGAUGUCCGACCAUAAUAUAAAACGCAACGCUAACAUUGUGUCUAAAGAAUUAUUGUACAAUAAACUAAUAUAACGCUGCAUGC
Molecule: messenger RNA, 1142 nt
Organism: Talaromyces stipitatus ATCC 10500
Lineage: Eukaryota; Fungi; Ascomycota; Eurotiomycetes; Eurotiales; Trichocomaceae
Exons: 2
Coding region: 1-1074 (357 amino acids)
Biological process (GO): regulation of cell cycle
Cellular component (GO): nucleus
Source: RefSeq, a predicted model, not a curated record